Molecule: messenger RNA, 1575 nt
Organism: Brettanomyces nanus
Lineage: Eukaryota; Fungi; Ascomycota; Pichiomycetes; Pichiales; Pichiaceae
Exons: 1
Coding region: 1-1575 (524 amino acids)
Source: RefSeq, a predicted model, not a curated record
AUGAACAUCGUCCAUUCACAAUUUUUGUCAUAUUUCACUUCGAAGGCACCGGUUCAAUUCAACAGACCUCCCAAAUGCUAUUUCUACACAGACAUAUCUCUUAUUGUGGCCAUCGUUAAUUUAGUUUAUAUAUUCACCAGAUUCAACAAUGACGGGAAACAGUUCCAUUUCGAACUACUGACUAAAGGUUCCGAUCUCUCCUCUUUGGCAUUGCGACUCUUGAGAUUAUCAAAAUUCAAGAAUAAGCGAAGCCAGGAGGCGUUGAUAGCAUUAUUGGUAAUUAGAACUGGGCUAUUUGUUUAUGAUAAUACCGUUGGUGAUAACGCAGAGGUGAACUCAUACCCGAUGUUUCAACAGUGUAUUGAUAUCGCCUACCAGAUUGGAAUUCAUUCUGAUCCCAACUUUACCACUACGAUUAUGUUCAAAGAUACACCCUUGCUGAAGUCCCGAACGUUAUCGCCAUCCCAAACACGAGAGCUUUGGAAUUAUAUGCAAAUGAUUGAUGCAAAUGUUUCAUUUGAUUCAGGCUCUCCUCUUCUUAUAAAUUAUGAUUACUGCAUAGGGUAUCUGAGGCAGUCGGACACUGCUUUUGAGAGAAAGAAGGAAGGAGCUGUAAUACUAAUGAGGCAACUAUCGAAAACUAUUAACUCCCGAAAAGAUGUAUGCCUUAGGGACAUUCUUCAACUUAUUGAUAAGGUAACCUUAUUCUGUUUCUCUACCCAGCUCUCUUCUCCGACGGGAGAUGAUAUGGACGAAUUAGCUUAUCUUUUCAGUAUGAAAUUAUGGUUUCUACAGUCAUUACUGUCUUUAUGCCGGAUGGUAAUAUAUGGAAUUAUGAAAUUACCUCAAUCGGAGUCCUUAAAUGAAUUAUCGAAAGAGAUGUAUAGACAGUCUGUGAUAGCAGCUGUCACUUCAUUAUUUAUAAUCAAGGAUAUUCUGUUGGGAAAAAGCAUCUUUGGCAAUGACCCAAAUGGCAAAUAUGUCGUCUUCUUCCGCUAUCUUUUUUCGAAAAGCUUGGGACAAUCAUUCGUUUUCUGGUUUUCUCUUUUGCUUCAUAAGACUGCAGUGAAUACAGAUCUAAUCGGGGACGUGGAUAAGGGGUCUCCACUAUUUGAUUAUCCACCAGAUGAAAUUUCCGGGGACAUCAUCCUUACUACAAAUUUGUUAGAACAGGCAUUAUACCAUAAUUAUAAUAAUGAAACUACCGAACUUGCAGAAAAGGUAUGUUCAAAGCUCAUUUCCAAUGAAACCAUGAAUGAAUUUUCCUCUUCACUAUACGAUAUUGUUUAUCAGAAUGAUGUUUUAAAGAGUAGCCUCGACUCUUUCAUGAUGUUGAAUUUGGUGAUUGUGUGGCUUUCCAUAAUACGUACUCUUGAGGAAUUCAAGUCCAAGUUGGCCACUAAAAAAGCUACGAUGAAAGAUGUUAUCGCUCAGACUAAGCAAAGAGUGGAACAUGAAUUUAAGACGAGAAGCCCCUUCGAUACAGACGGGUAUCAGCUAGAAAAAUUAUUUGAUUCCAUAUUAGCUGAUCAUACUUGGCUUCCUAUAGACGACAAUUCCGAUUGGCAAAUGUGA